AUGGCUCCCUCUCUGACCGAAACCAAGACCGUCUCGGAGCAGAAGCUCCCGCAGGCAUAUAAGCUGCACCUUGGCCAAUACAAGGAGAUUGACGCAGUAUUUGUAGACAAGGCAGCCGAAGAAGGCAAGACUGGCGAGCCUCCCGCCAAGUACCCUCACUACCUCCCUACCUGGGACCGCACUCAGUCGUGGCCUCCUCUGGAGCCGUUCGAGCACUACGAGCACGGAAAGGAUGCCGAUACCACAUAUCCCAACCUCUUCCCCGAGGGCAGCAAGGUGUCCGAUAUCACCCCCAGCAUCGGCAGCGAGGUCCACGGCAUCCAGCUCUCAGCCCUGUCUGACAAGGGCAAGGACGAGCUCGCCCACUACGUCGCCAAGCGCAAAGUCGUCGCCUUCCGCAACCAGGAUUUCGCCGACCUCUCCAUCCCCGACGCCCUCAAGUACGGCGAGUACUUUGGCCGCCACCACAUCCACCCGACCUCUGGCGCGCCAGAGGGCCACCCCGAGAUUCAUCUCGUCCACCGCGGCGCCGGCGACAAGGGCCACGAGGCGUACUUCAAGGCGCGCACCAGCUCCGUCGCUUGGCACUCGGACAUUUCGUACGAGGCGCAGCCCCCGGGCACCACGUUCCUCUACAUCCUCGACCGGCCCGAGACUGGCGGCGACACGCUCUUCGUCGAUUCAGUACAGGCUUACAAGCGCCUCAGCCCUCUCUUCCAGGAGCGUCUUCACGGCCUCCGUGCCACGCACUCUGGGAUUGAGCAGGUAAAUGCAGCUGCUUCCAGAAACAGCAUCAAGCGUCGCGAGCCCGUAGUCCAUGAUCAUCCCAUCGUUCGCACUCACCCUGCGACCGGCGAAAAGGCUCUCUAUGUUAACCCCCAAUUUACCCGUGACAUUGUUGGUCUCAAGAAAGAAGAGUCGGACACGCUACUCAAAUUUCUCUACGACCACCUCGCAUACGGAGCCGACUUUCAGGCUCGCGUCAAGUGGGAGGAAGGCACCGUCGUUGUUUGGGACAACCGUGUUACACAGCAUACCGCGCUUGUCGAUUGGGAAAACGGCCAGCGGCGUCAUCUCGCGCGGCUAACCCCGCAGGCUGAGGCGCCAUUCGAGACCCCUUAUGUGGCACCCGAGUAA
Beauveria bassiana ARSEF 2860 is the source of this 1137-nucleotide messenger RNA. Its product is annotated as TfdA family Taurine catabolism dioxygenase TauD. The record is from RefSeq and is a predicted model, not a curated record. NCBI's taxonomy places the organism in Eukaryota, Fungi, Ascomycota, Sordariomycetes, Hypocreales, Cordycipitaceae. Gene Ontology annotation, molecular function: 2-oxoglutarate-dependent dioxygenase activity. The transcript has 3 exons. Gene Ontology annotation, cellular component: cytoplasm. The coding region runs from base 1 to 1137 and encodes 378 amino acids.